CCUACUCCCUUGAUACUUUUCGAAGUCUCCGAAAUACUUUGUAAAGAAAUCGAGAAGAUAAGCUUUCGCCAAGUUGAUCAAGCUGAUUUACCUAGGUAUCGUACGUUAAUUCAUCUGCAAUUGCUUAUGUCAGAGUAAGAUGACAGUGGAUCUGCUCAAGGGUGUGGAUAAUUGCUCCUUUUCAUUUCUUCUGACUCUCAACCAUUUCCAUUUAUAGUUCUCGUUUGAUUCUUGGAGCUUGGAAAUUCAUCAUGGGCUCCAAUGAUAUCUCUCCACCCCAUGUACCCUCAUACGUGGUACCCGUCUCCAAUGCCUUACUUCAAGCCGGAGGAGGGCUUUGGACAAUCACCUACAUCCUCAUGGCUCGUCAAUCCUUCAAAGACCGUACGUACGGCAUGCCCUUCUUCGCCCUCGCCUUGAAUUUUGCCUGGGAAAUAGUUUACGCUCUCUACGUUGCCGAAAUGCCUUUGGAACGCUUCGUCUUUACUGUCUGGCUAUUGCUCGAUUGUGCUAUGGUUUAUGGCCUCUUGACAUCUGGAAAAGAAGAGUGGAAUCAUGCUCCUUCUAUGAAGAAAUAUCUUGGAACUAUUUUCUGGAUUACUACAAUUUGGUGCACGGUUGGUCACUGGGCAUUUGCCAAAUGGUGGUUGGAUAAUGAUGUUGGUCAGAAAGAGGGCAAGUUCUAUAUGGGAAGAGUUGGACCUGAUACUACAGAGCUCGGAUUCUGGUCCGCGUUGAUCUGUCAGGUGAACCUCAGUGCUGCUAGUCUGGUAAUGUUGCUCGUCAGGCAGCAUACGGGAGGAGUGAGUUGGAAAAUCUGGGGGUCGAGGAUGUUGGGAAGUGUUUUUGGAUUGUACGGAAAUUAUGGGUGGGAGUGGUGGAUGUGGAGAGAGGCACAUGAGUACUUUAUGAGCCCAUUUGCGGUUUUCAUGUGGGUGACUUGUUUGGUGUGUGAUUUGGUAUAUCCCUUCUUCUUUGCUCGGAUCAGGAGGACAGAGAAAGUGUUGUUGGAUGGAAGAAAAGCGCCGGGGAGUAUAGAGAUUGAAGGAAAGAAGUCUCGAUAAAGAUAUUCGAUGGGAAACUUGUAGCUUGAAGGGUAGCCAAGGAGAUCGAUAUGUAGAUAUUCUGUG
Messenger RNA from Mollisia scopiformis, 1130 nucleotides. RefSeq lists its product as uncharacterized. Bases 252 to 1064 code for a protein of 270 amino acids. Gene Ontology annotation, molecular function: lyase activity. Lineage: Eukaryota; Fungi; Ascomycota; Leotiomycetes; Helotiales; Mollisiaceae. The record is from RefSeq and is a predicted model, not a curated record. The transcript has a single exon.